AUGUCUGAUCUGGAGAACCUUUUACGUAUGACCGCGGUGCAAGCGGAAGGCAUGCGUGGCUUGGGUGGCUAUGCUGGUGGAAUGUUCAUGGCUGCUUCCAAAGUACUCGGCGAGGAGACUGUCAGUGGUGGUGGCAGUAGUGCUGCUGGGCAGGCUACCAACAAGCAGGGAGACAAAUGA
Messenger RNA from Recurvomyces mirabilis, 180 nucleotides. RefSeq lists its product as uncharacterized. Gene Ontology annotation, molecular function: microtubule plus-end binding. Bases 1 to 180 code for a protein of 59 amino acids. The transcript is spliced from 2 exons. NCBI's taxonomy places the organism in Eukaryota, Fungi, Ascomycota, Dothideomycetes, Mycosphaerellales, Teratosphaeriaceae. The record is from RefSeq and is a predicted model, not a curated record. Gene Ontology annotation, cellular component: DASH complex. Gene Ontology annotation, biological process: attachment of spindle microtubules to kinetochore.